Molecule: messenger RNA, 1029 nt
Organism: Oryza brachyantha (malo sina)
Lineage: Eukaryota; Viridiplantae; Streptophyta; Magnoliopsida; Poales; Poaceae
Exons: 3
Coding region: 1-1029 (342 amino acids)
Source: RefSeq, a predicted model, not a curated record
AUGGACGCCCUGGACGUCAUCCUGUUGGCUGCCCUCGACGUCGCCAUGGCCCUCGCCGUGGUCGUCGUGGAGGCCGUCGUCUUGGCGUCGUCCACCGGAAUCACCAGAAUUGCUUCGGAUAUGGCUCACAUUGCCAAUAAAGAUUUUAAUGAACUUGAACGAGAUGGUAGCAACUAUCUGACAUGGGCUAUGGAUGUAAAGAUUUAUUUAUCAUCCAAAGGUCUCAUUGGUGCCAUCCAAGAAACUGAUCUUAAUGGUCAAGAAAUUCCUGAAGCAAAUAAGUAUGUUUCAUUACAUUUUAUAAGCCAUCAUCUCCAUCCAGAUCUCAAAAAUGAGUACAUGAUGGAAGAGAACCCAAUGGCUCUUUGGGUUGCACUCAAAGAGAGAUAUGAACAACAAAAGGCAGUAAUCCUACCAGAAGCACAAUGCGAGUGGUCGCUACUCCGUCUUAUGGAUUUUAAAUUUGUAACAGAAUAUAAUUCUGCAGUUCAUAAAAUUGCUUCCAAACUCCGUUUCUAUGAUAAACCUGUUGAUGAUGCAGAAAUGAUUGAGAACACAUUGUCCAUAUUUCUCCCUACAGAGUAUUGUAGCAGCAAUACCAAUAAUCACAAAUUUGGUGGAAAGAAGAGAAACAACUUCAAGGGAAAAUGGAACAACAACAAGAGACAAAAGUACAAGGGCUCAUACAAAGGCAAAGGUAAUUUCAAAGGAAAUUUCAAGAGGCAAGUCCACAAUGACAAUUCACAGGCUUGUCAAAGAUGUGGCUGUAAUAAUCGUAUUACAAAGAAAUUCCAUAUUGCUAAGCAUCUAGUUGAACUAUACCAAAAAUCCAUCAGCAAAGGAAAACAAGUACAAGGGGACAAGUUUGAAGCUCACUUCAACACUCAACCUAUAGAGGCAACUUUCUCCAAAGAUGUUCUUGCAACACAAGAGGAUAAUAAGAUUCCGCAUGAAUUGGAGAACCUCACAAGCAUGAACGACAUGAUCAUGGAAUUCCAGUCCAACGACAUGUUUGGAGACCUCAUAUAG